GGCGCCGAGCAUCCUCCAGCGAACCGGGAACACCGGGAACGGGGGGGGGGACACGGAUACACAGCGACGGGGACAGGGACAGCGAGGGGGGGGCUCCGCCGCCUGCCCGGCCCGGGAGGGGUGUCCCUGCCCGCACCCAUGAGCAGGACCAGCGGCCUCCAGCGCCGCACAACCUUCCUCAUCUCCCUCACCCUCGUCAAGCUCGAGUCGGUGGCGGCAGCGCCGGGAGAACCGGAGCCGGCGGCGGCGGCCGCGGCGGCGGCGGGGGGGGGCAGCGAUGGGUCCCCCCACCCCGGGGGGAGGCCGGUUGAUGCCGCCCGCCCCGAGGAUCCCGGUGGCGGCGGCAGAACGAAGCGGCCCGAGCGGCUCUUCCAGCGCCAGGACGCUCUUUGGAUAAGUACAACCGGCCCCCCCGACGCUGCGGCCCCCCCCGGGAGCCCCCGGACCCCCAGCCCGGGCCCGACGCCCAUCACCGAGGCCUCGGCCCCCCCUCCCCGCCCCGCCGCCGCCGCCGCCUCCCGCCGGCCCCGUUCUCCCACCUCCACCCCCCCCGUCGUACCCCCAAAACCCGACCCGACCCUGCUGCCCCCCCCCCCGGUUGUACCCCCCAAGCCCGACCCGGCGUCUCUUCCCCCCCCACAACCCCCGCUUGUCCCCCCCAAACCGGACCCGGCUUCGCUCCCGCUGCCCCCCGCCGUACCCCCGAAACCCCCCGCGGCCUCCCUCCCCCCCGCCGUACCCCCAAAACCCGACCCCCCUCCCCGAGGGGUGUCCAAGGGCACCUUGGAGGCAACAGGGGAGCGGGGCCGCACCCCCCCCGCCCUGGCGACCCCGCGCCCCCCGCUGCUGGCCCAGGCAACAUGGGGGUGCCCCGAGGUGACCCCGGAGGUGGCCAAACCCCCCCCGCACCCCGUGUCCUCCCCGCACCCCUCGGCCGGGCCCCGCCGGCUCCGCUUGACCGGGACGAAGCCGUUUAAAGUGGUGACCCCCGGGGACCCCCUGAAGGCGACCAAAGGGCCCCUGAAGGCGACCGGGAGCGGGGCCGGGGGCAGCCGCCUCUCGUGGCCCGAGGGCGAGGGCAAGGGGCGGCCCAAAGCCGGGGGGGGCAAAGUGGGACCCGAGGUGGGGCCGCGGCCGUCGGGACGGGCGACCUGCCCCCGGUAG
This is a messenger RNA of Strigops habroptila (Kakapo), 1164 nucleotides long. RefSeq names its product extensin-like. The record is from RefSeq and is a predicted model, not a curated record. The coding region runs from base 139 to 1164 and encodes 341 amino acids. Lineage: Eukaryota; Metazoa; Chordata; Aves; Psittaciformes; Psittacidae. The transcript has 2 exons.